CAUAACUUUAAUUUUCAUGGAGAAUACUGUGUGGAAAACAGAGUAGCUCUUUCAUUUCUCGUUCGGUUACGCCGGGUUUGACAAUAUAGAUUAUUAUCGCAUAUAUUUUAGUAUCCUGUACACACGUAUUGAAUAUACUUGACGAAACAUAGUCCUUUUGUUUUCUUACAAUACAACAUUUUCUUUGCAACGGGAAAUUCACCAGCAGAGCAAAUUGACGCAUCAAAGGAAAAUAAAGUAUUCCGCGAACCGAGGUUAAACUUGAAACCAGUCACAAAACCCCCUCGACUGCGCUCCGUAACGCGGCACCAACAAGAUCCAACAUCGCUGAAUUCUCUCCCGGGAAGCUGACGGCAUAAAUAUUAGACAGCCUGGUACCAGAAUGUCACAGUUGUUGUCCGCGCUGCUCAGAAAAACGCGAUGGGAAUAAUGCGCUAAAAUGAACGAAAGGAAACGAAACGUUAUUCGAAAACGAUGAUUUCAUCAAACGCACAGUAUCCAAGCAGGGAUAAUAGCCAGGAUGAUCUACUCAUGAGUACGGGAGUUGGAGGAAUAGGCUUUUCCAAUUAUCACGGAUAUUACCACGGGCGGGGCAAUGGUAACGGGCCAAUCCUGACGCGGCUGACCCCGGGGAAGGCAAGGCGACAGGGGUCGCGGGGGCCGGCUUACAUGUUCAGCGCCCGCUCCGGCAGCCUAUCGCUGACCGAGGAGCGUUUCCUGGACGCGGCGGAGUAUGGCAACAUCCCCGUGGUGCGCAAGAUGCUGGAGGAGCUGCCGGAGCUCAACGUCAACUGCGUGGACUACAUGGGCCAGAAUGCACUGCAGCUGGCCGUGGCCAACGAGCACCUGGAGGUGACCGUGCUCCUGCUGAAGAGGGACAACCUGGCGCGGAUCGGCGACGCCCUCCUGCUGGCCAUCAGCAAGGGCUACGUGCGCAUCGCGGAGGCCAUCUUGGCUCACCGCGCCUUCGCCGACCUGCGGAGGCUGACGGCCAGCCCGGGGCAGGCCGCGACCGCUCCGGACGACCACGACGACGACUUCUUCGCCUACGACGAGGACGGCUCACGCUUCUCGCAGGACAUCACGCCCAUACUGCUGGCGGCGCACUGCCACGAGUACGAGAUCGUGCACGCGCUGCUGAGCAGGGGAGCGCGCGUGGAGAGGCCCCACGACUACUUCUGCAAGUGCAGUACCUGCGCCCACCACCAGAGGCACGACGCCUUCAGCCACUCCCGCUCGCGCAUCAACGCCUACAAGGGCCUGGCCAGUCCCGCCUACCUGUCGCUCUCCAGCGAGGACCCCGUCCUGACCGCUCUGGACCUCAGCAACGAGCUGGCCAUACUCGCCAACAUCGAGAAGGAGUUCAAGAACGAUUACAGGAAGCUGUCUAUGCAAUGCAAAGAUUUCGUGGUGGGACUGUUGGACUUGUGUCGGAACACAGAAGAGGUGGAAGCCAUUUUGAACGGCGACUAUGGAUUGAGGGAACGUUCCCGGCUAUUGGACGGAUCACGCCGGCCCUGCCUUACACGCCUAAAACUCGCCAUAAAGUAUGAACUGAAGAAGUUUGUAGCUCAUCCCAACUGCCAGCAGCAGCUUCUGUCCAUCUGGUAUGAGAACCUGUCCGGGCUCCGACAGCAGACCACCGCCGUGAAGAUCCUGGUGGUCCUGGGCGUGGCCAUCGGCCUCCCGGUCCUGGCCGUAGUGUACUGGAUCGCUCCUGGGAGCAAGCUGGGGAGGAUAACGAGCGGGCCCUUUAUGAAAUUUGUGGCCCACGCAGCUUCCUUCAUGAUCUUCCUCAUCCUCCUGGUCAUGAACGCUGCGGACCGGUUCGAGGGAACCAGUCUGCUUCCCCACAUGACGAUCCACGACCACCCCCUGCAGCUGUUCCGCAUGAAGACCACCCCCUUCACCUGGAUGGAGAUCCUAAUUAUUUCCUGGGUCAUAGGGAUGAUCUGGGCGGAAUGCAAAGAGAUCUGGUCCCUGGGCCCUCGAGAGUACCUGCUGGAGCCCUGGAACCUGCUGGACUUCGGAAUGCUGGCCAUCUUUGUGUCGUCCUUCAUCGCCAGAUUCAUGGCCUUCUGGCACGCCCACUCGGCGCAGACCUACGUGAACAAGCAUUACACAGACCUCUCCAACAUAACGCUGCCCUUCCACAUCGAGUACUACCGCCUGGCCCGGAUCAAGUGGGCUCCCUCAGACCCCCAGCUCAUAUCUGAGGGCCUCUACGCCAUCGCUGUGGUCCUGAGUUUCUCACGCAUCGCCUACAUCCUGCCGGCCAACGAGAGCUUCGGGCCGCUGCAGAUCUCCCUGGGGAGGACGGUGAAGGACAUCUUUAAGUUCAUGGUCAUUUUCCUCAUGGUCUUCCUGGCCUUCAUGAUCGGCAUGUUCAACCUCUACUCCUACUACCUGGGAGCCAAGCAGAACAACGCCUUCACCACGGUUGAAGAAAGCUUCAAAACGUUGUUUUGGGCCGUAUUUGGACUGUCUGAAGUGAAAUCGGUUGUCGUAAACAACGGGCACAAGUUUAUUGAGAACAUCGGCUACGUCCUGUACGGCGUUUAUAACGUGACGGUGGUCAUCGUGUUACUCAAUAUGCUUAUAGCCAUGAUAAACAGCUCAUUCCAGGAAAUACAGGACGACGCUGAUGUGGAGUGGAAGUUCGCCAGAGCCAAGCUGUGGUUCUCCUACUUCGAGGAGGGAGGGACACUGCCCGUCCCCUUUAACCUGGUCCCCAGCCCCAAGUCCUUCUGCAGGCUGGCCCAGUGGCUCAGAGACCUGGUCCUGCUGGUGACCCACAGACACGGGGGCGACUGCAGGGGGGACGCCGAGCUCAACGAGCUCGGUCAAAGCAAGGACUCAAGUCCUAGAAAUUCACCUUGUUCAAGUCAUCACCAGAAGAUAAUGAAGCGGCUGAUUAAACGGUACAUCCUCAAAGCACAAGUGGACAGAGAGAGCGAUGAAGUGAACGAAGGUGAGCUGAAGGAGAUCAAGCAGGACAUCUCCAGCCUACGCUACGAGCUCCUGGAGGAGAAGUCCAACAGCAUGGAGGAGCUGGCUGAGCUGGUGCGGAGGCUGGGGGAGAAGGUGCCCUCCGACCCCCAACGGCAGUGAAACCCCCCACCCGGGCCCAGGACGUGCUGACCCAGCCGCGGGAGAUGUCAGAGGAGAUGGAAACACGCGCCUGCACUGCAGGUGUGAAGUCGCACAGAUCACAGGGUGUGCCCGUGCCAAGUUACCCAGCAUCCCCUGGGCCCAGCUGCAUCUGCUUGUUGUGUUGCUACGCUUUCUUGGGAGCAGAGAGGGACGUUGCCCAGACAAUCCUCUGCAAAUGUUUUUGUUUUAAAGCUCCACUGUAAUAAGUGGAACAUUCUCUCUUUAGUCCUGCUGCUAAAUCAUUGUCCAAAUUCACUGCUUUAAUUACUCCCUUGCUCUCCAACUCAGCUAAUGCCUGCUGAGUCUCCUGGUUCAAAAUGGCUGCCAUGCAUCACCCAGGCCAGUGCUAGGCUACUGCUGCUGGUAGCUAAGGUCCGUUUCCUCGUCGAGUGACUUUCGUUGUGAGAUGAAAGGUGGAAUUUAAAAACCCCGAUAGUGCCUUUUCCACAGAAUUCACUAUCAGGCUUCAGACACCUGGCAGUCAGGAAAUGGGCAGUAAGUCAGAUAAAAACGAAUGUUUUAUUAAUAUUUAAAAACCCCAUUAUUAUACAGUGAUGCUCCACUGCCUGUGUCAUUACUGAGUCUUUCCUCUGUGGAUUCUACAGAGCACAGCCUGUCACUCUCACGCACACACGCACGUGCACACAAACUCACACACACACACGCGCACACACACACGCGCGCACACACACGCGCGCACACACACACAAACGCACACAUAAACCCCACACACGCAUGCAUGCACCCACACGCAUGCAUACACACACUGACACACACACAUACACAUACACGCACGCAUGCGCACACACAGCUGAGCUGUGCAAUCGUCACAUUGAUAGGAGCUCGUAUAGGAUAGGAUAUUACGAUAGGAUAGACACGUCUGAUUGGUCAGUAAACUGGCCAAUAUCCCAUUAAACACAAGACCUUUAUAUCCAGAUAAACAUGAUGUUGUAGGCGCUGCGAUCGUCCUCGGAUAUGUGAGAAAAAAACAUUUUUUAAUCACAGUGUCAUGCAACAUCAGCAUACAGAGCGUGUGUCAGGAAACCUGAGAAACAGUUAAGGGUGGGGUGGGGGGUGCCAUAGAGGACAGAUUUUGCAUGUUCUAAAAUAGAACAAUUUAUUCAUAAGAUUGGGUUAUCAGCAGUAAACUAUGAGAGAUUUGCUGAUGUUACACCCAAAAGAAGAGUGAGAGGGUGAUAAUUGUAACAAACGAGUAUUUGGUAAAUGUAAUGUUCUGCCCAAAAGGCUGGAUUCCUCAGGUUUGAGAAACACCAGUAUUCUUAUGGUCAGAAUGACUGUGUGUGUGCCAUGUUUUUCUGCUUGCUUUGUGCAUUUUACAAUCUCCUCCUCUGCUCUAAAACCUUUAAACUGUGCAGAGACCACAAAACGUCUAGACCUGGACACCAGUGCUGAUUUUAUGUGCAAUAAAAAUACAUUUGGCAGAA
This is a messenger RNA of Conger conger (European conger), 4598 nucleotides long. RefSeq names its product short transient receptor potential channel 6-like. Gene Ontology annotation, cellular component: membrane; cation channel complex. The coding region runs from base 475 to 3111 and encodes 878 amino acids. The transcript is spliced from 12 exons. The record is from RefSeq and is a predicted model, not a curated record. Gene Ontology annotation, biological process: calcium ion transmembrane transport; regulation of cytosolic calcium ion concentration; manganese ion transport. NCBI's taxonomy places the organism in Eukaryota, Metazoa, Chordata, Actinopteri, Anguilliformes, Congridae. Gene Ontology annotation, molecular function: inositol 1,4,5 trisphosphate binding; store-operated calcium channel activity; protein binding.